Molecule: messenger RNA, 631 nt
Organism: Drosophila ananassae
Lineage: Eukaryota; Metazoa; Arthropoda; Insecta; Diptera; Drosophilidae
Product: C-type lectin 37Db
Exons: 2
Coding region: 145-561 (138 amino acids)
Source: RefSeq, a predicted model, not a curated record
CAGGCAGCUGACUUUCAUUUGCACGCUUUUGGCUCUAAUUGUUGGCCUAAAGGCCUCAUCAACCUGUCCCUCUUUAUUCACUGAAGUGGGUCAAAAGUGCUACUACGUGGGUAUGGGUAUGGGGUAUGGGAAAGGGUAUGGGGUAUGGGAAAGGUAAAUUGGCAUGCAGCCUCUAGCAAAUGUGGUGCACUCGGAGGAGAAUUGAUGGUCCUGGAUGACUAUGAGGAUUAUCUUAAGACAACUAUGUUCCUCAAGAGUCAGGGACUACUAGCCAGUGAAGAUUGGAAAAAUUCAUUGUGGGCCGGCAUUCAUCGUCUGGGAAAUGGAGUAGACUUUCGGAAAUCUAAAAAUGGUGAAGAUCCCUUCCUGCCCUGGGUGCCAGGUGAACCGAAUAACGGUAAUCCUGAGGAAGCAUGUGUGGCAUUUGGAAACUAUCUUAAGACCAAUGGCUAUAUAGAUUUCCAAUGCACAUCCGAGAACCCCUAUGUGUGUCAACAUCCAAAAAUAAGAGAGAAUUAUUUGUGCAUUAAACGAGAAUAUUUUGUAGAGACCAUAUUCUAAAGAAAGUAAUAAGCUUUUAAACUAAAUUUAUUAUUUUAUAGUACUAAAUAAAAUGUUAAAAAAAAAACAU